Molecule: messenger RNA, 639 nt
Organism: Onychostoma macrolepis
Lineage: Eukaryota; Metazoa; Chordata; Actinopteri; Cypriniformes; Cyprinidae
Exons: 5
Coding region: 291-605 (104 amino acids)
Source: RefSeq, a predicted model, not a curated record
CAAAACAACACUGCUGCAUGGUCCUCUGUGGCUUUGUUUAGAGCUAUUUUCAUUGAUGGAGCAAAAACAGACCAUGUGACUGCAGACCGCAGUACUGUGUCUAAAAUGUAUAAGAAAAUGAGCUGGAGCUGGGGCCGGUGCAGGGGCUGGUGCAGGAGCCGGGGCAGGUGCGGGGGCCGGUGCUGGAGCAGGGGUGGUGGAUGCCAGCUGUGCUAAGAUGAAUGGCAAGAGGUUGAGGAGGGCGUUGGUGUUUGGAGGCUGAGGCUGGUUAAAAAACGUGUCACUCCAAAAUGAACAGUCUCAUUUUACUGACCAUGCUGUGGCUCAUUCCCUCUGGAGCUCUCUGUCACCGCUAUAAACCCUGGAGCUCCUCUGGCAGUGAUGAGAGGAUCUAUGGGCCCAAUAUUCCUGGAGGUCACUACUACUACGUGAGGCCUGGACCUCUGUACCCCUUUCUAUUGUCCCUCCUGCCUCGACCAGUCCCGGCCCCGGCCCCGGCCCCGGCCCCGGCCCCGGCUACUUCUCCCGCUCUGACUCCGGCCCCAGCACCCACAGCCACACCCAGACCCCCAGUCAUUAGCACCACUGUCCGAGGAGAUGGUUGACCUGAUGACCAAAUGACCAAAAUGUUUUACUUAA